AUGUCCACUGCGUACCAGCCACCAAUGGCUGCCUACGAGAACAAUGCCAUGCGUGGAUUUCCCCAAGCACACCCAUACAAUGCCAGGUCACGAGCUGCCAUGAGCGAGGCUCAUCAGGGGCAGAUACAUCGGUCGACAGUACCUCCACAAGUCCAGUUGCAACAACCUCAACCGGUCCAUUCUCAAUCCCUGGCUUCGAAUUGGAUGCAAAAAGAUGCAUAUCAACCAGUGAGCCAGGCAGCACCACCGCUGGUGGCUCAGCAAACACUACCGCCAUCACCGAAUGCCAUUGUUGUUCCAUUGGAACACCGAGGACACCCUACAGAUCUCGACUCGGAUGCGCUGAAGUUCCACAGUCUGGGCCUGCCUCGCUGGAUCAACCCGAAUGGCGGAGAUUUGGCUGCGUUUACGGCAAAGCUUCACACCUGGUCCAUCACUAAUCCAAGGCAGAUGACAUGCUUAUUCUGGUUCACCACGUCCGACGAGCUCCGACAAGCCGAGUCGGUCCGAACAAGACCUGCGAACGCACCGAUACCUCGAUUACCCAAGCUAGCGCGACCCCACGACGCCUUCAGGAAAUGGACCCAGAGUGUCUUGUCUACUACGCAAGUCACCCAGAAUGUUAUUCUUCUUGCCCUCUUCUUUAUCUACCGCCUCAAGAUGGCGUCACCCGAGGUCAAGGGGAGAGCCGGGAGCGAAUACAGACUGCUGGUCGUGGCCCUGAUGCUGGGGAACAAGUUUUUGGACGAUAAUACGUACACCAACAAGACAUGGGCAGAAGUCUCGGCGUUCGACGUGAAGGAGAUUCACGUCAUGGAGGUCGAAUUCCUGAGCAACAUGCGGUAUAAUCUACUGGCCUCCAAGUCAGAAUGGGUGGCAUGGCUGGAGAAGCUGUCCUGCUUCCACGAGUACUACGAAAGGGCCUUGCACAUCCCCGACUCUCCUCUCGACGUUGCCUCGCCAGCUCACCAGCUUGUCCACUCGCCCUUGCACUCGCCCACGAACAUGUCUGUACCCGACUUUGGCCCUGUCACACCAACAGCCGUGAACAACUUCUCACCGACGUCCAGCCGCUCGCAGCAGAACUGGGCGGCUUAUCAGACCAACAACGUCUCGCCCCUGGCGUCCAAGCCGGUCGUCAGCCUCGUACCCUCACGGAAAAGAAGCAUGGACGAAGACAUGUUGGAGCAUCCGGCGAAGCGUGCGGUGCCCUCGUCCCGCUUGGUCCAACAAGGACUGGCCUCAAACGUACCACAGCCUGCCGGUAGACUCACAGCGCCGAACCUGGCCCUGCAUACCAAUCAACAACGCAACCUGCCGGCGCUGACGAUGCAGACACAGACGUCAGCAUAUCCGCAACAGCAACAGCAACAGCACCCGCACCAGCAAGCGUACAUGACACCAACGAACGGCAGCUCAGCCGCCGGUCACGUGUCGCUGCCGCCGUUGCAACCUGGUCUCCGAGCCAUGUCUACCGUUUAUCCGUCAGGACAGUCCGGCAUGGCGACCCAGAACAUGGGGCCCACGACGGCGCCAAUGCAACAAGCUGUGUUUGCUCCGACGCUGCCCAGUCAUACUCCAAUGGGAUACGGGGCGGCCCCCAAGCACCACAGCCCGGGCAGCCUCGCGCCGUACUCAACGGCAUCGCCGCUACCCGACCACUUUGGCCCUGGCUCUGUGAUGAGCACACCGAUGGCACACACUCCCAAUUCCAACUCGCCCAGCUUCUAUCUGCAGCAGAGGCACAGCCCUUACAAGCCCAUCAGGCACGUCAACACUCUCCUGUACCCACCACCCUCAGCGUCUCUGGAUCAGUACCAUAUGCAAGUCCCACAUCCUCCCGCGCAGAUGCAUUAUCAGCCCAUCGGCCGCAGGAAUGAGGUGCGGACAGGCGUGGUCCCUGAGUACAUGAUGUACAGUCAGCGACUUCCGUCACAGAUGACGGCCCAGCACCACAUUGCUUCCUAG
Molecule: messenger RNA, 1968 nt
Organism: Emericellopsis atlantica
Lineage: Eukaryota; Fungi; Ascomycota; Sordariomycetes; Hypocreales; Bionectriaceae
Exons: 3
Coding region: 1-1968 (655 amino acids)
Biological process (GO): regulation of cyclin-dependent protein serine/threonine kinase activity
Cellular component (GO): cyclin-dependent protein kinase holoenzyme complex; nucleus
Molecular function (GO): cyclin-dependent protein serine/threonine kinase regulator activity; protein kinase binding
Source: RefSeq, a predicted model, not a curated record